Rattus rattus (black rat) is the source of this 1583-nucleotide messenger RNA. Its product is annotated as MLV-related proviral Env polyprotein-like. NCBI's taxonomy places the organism in Eukaryota, Metazoa, Chordata, Mammalia, Rodentia, Muridae. Bases 1 to 1461 code for a protein of 486 amino acids. The record is from RefSeq and is a predicted model, not a curated record. The transcript is spliced from 2 exons.
AUGGGCUGGUCUCAAGUCCUAGCUAAUGGUAAGCAUGCUGAAGGAACCUGGUGGCCCCCUUUGACUUUCGACCUUUGUCAACUGGCUAAGGACUCCUGGGAGCAUACUGAGCGGACUCCCCACAACUCAUACCCACCCUGCAGACACUCUGAUUGGUAUACUUGUCCCGGAGGUAAGAGGACACGGGAGUGCGGAGGUCCUGAGACCUUCUACUGCGCUAAGUGGGGGUGUGAGACUUACACUCGAGGAUGGUGGGGGACCAAGAAGGGGGACUUAGUGGCCUUCUCCCCUGAGACUCCAGGCGAAUCUCGAAUUACAAUCGAAUUCACGGAUCAAGGUAAAAACACAGACUGGAAGGGACCCUUCCACACGGCCCCUCAGCUGCUAGGAGCAGGAGACCGGCUAAUCAACUUAGUGACCGGGGCAUACUUGGCACUCAAUUAUUCAGAACCUGACAAGACCCAAGAAUGCUGGCUGUGCCUGGUCUCUAGCCCGCCCUAUUAUGAGGGUGUGGCAGUCAUGGGGAAUUAUACUAAUCAGACCACGGCCCGGGCCAGCUGCACAACCCUCCCUAGCCAUAGGCUGACGUUGCCGGAAGUCUCAGGACAGGGACUCUGUAUAGGGACCAUACCCCCCACUCACCAGGUCCUCUGCGCUAUCACCAAGAGGAUCCCCACUGGAAGCUACUACCUAGCAGCUCCUACAGGCACCUAUUGGGCCUGUAACACUGGAUUGACACCUUGUAUCUCCGCCGCAAUCCUCCGCAGAUCCUCAGACUACUAUGUACUGGUAGAAAUUUGGCCUAAGGUCACCUACCAUGGGCCCAAGUACAUAUACUCACAUUUUGAGGGGCUGACUCGAUUCAGGCGAGAAACCAUCACCAUGACCCUAGCUCUACUCUUAGGAGGAAUCACCUUAGGAGGAAUGGCUGCAGGUAUAGGGACGGGGACCACCGCCCUCAUCGAGACGGGUCACUUUCGUCAGCUACAAGCGGCCAUGAAUGCAGAUCUAAAAGCUAUCGAGGAAUCCGUGAGUGCAUUAGAAAAGUCCUUAACAUCUUUGUCUGAAGUAGUCUUACAAAAUAGGAGAGGGCUAGACAUGCUGUUCCUUCGCGAAGGAGGGCUAUGUGCUGCUCUAAAAGAAGAAUGUUGUUUCUAUGCAGACCAUACAGGAUUAGUGAGAGAUAACAUGGCUAAGCUCCGAGAACACUUGGCCCAGAGACAGAAGCUGUUUGAUUCCCAGCAAGGCUGGUUCGAGGGGUGGUUUAAUCGAUCCCCUUGGUUUGCUACCCUGGUGUCCACCUUGAUGGGACCCUUAAUCAUCCUCCUCCUAAUCCUCCUCUUUGGCCCCUGCAUUCUAAACAGAUUGAUGCAGUUCAUAAAGAACAGACUCUCAGUCAUUCAGACGCUUGUUCUCACCCAACAAUACCAGAGGGUAAGACAACAGGAAGAGAUUCCUUAGAAUUCGAUUUGAGUAAAGGAUUUUACUCAAGUCUAAAAGAAAAUGGGGGAAAAUGAAAGACCCACCCCAUGAGUCUUAACUCAGAGUUGCAACAGGCUUGAAUGAGCCCAGCACGCCCAGAU